Messenger RNA from Dendroctonus ponderosae (mountain pine beetle), 2736 nucleotides. It is a transcript of the gene Ir68a, whose product is annotated as glutamate receptor ionotropic, NMDA 2C. Gene Ontology annotation, molecular function: ligand-gated monoatomic ion channel activity. NCBI's taxonomy places the organism in Eukaryota, Metazoa, Arthropoda, Insecta, Coleoptera, Curculionidae. Bases 341 to 2443 code for a protein of 700 amino acids. The transcript has 9 exons. Gene Ontology annotation, cellular component: membrane. The record is from RefSeq and is a predicted model, not a curated record.
CUGCGCCGAUGCGUUGGGUUGGCGCACCAAACCAUUUGCAAAGCACUGCCUCAGCUCCUAAAAAUUCACUGAGUUACACAGGCCUACCGUGAAGUACUUUCAAAACAUAAUUUAAAUAAAUCGGAUUAAGUUUCAAAAUGCAUUGAUAGUUUCAAAUGGAAAAGCUUUCUUUUCCCCCAGCCCUUUGGCUGAAUUUCCGCAUGUCAAUCAUCGGGUGGGCAUGUUUAAAUAAUGAGCCCCCGUUCACUCAGCCUCUAAAAAACCGCUCGCUGACAGGUUGAUUAGGCCGAUAAUCGUGCUUAAAUAAUGAGCAACUCAGUUGCUUCCAACAGUCACAGCAAUGCCUGGAUGGGUGCUGUUUUCCAUCCUGCUGCUCUACGAGAAUCCAGUUCUUAUUUCAGCGUCUGGUGACUCUACAAUUAAGGAGAGCGUAUCCGCUUCAGUACGUGACGUUCAAGGCUUGCAGCUGCUGGUUCAGGAAAUUCUUCUAAAAACUUUUGAAUCUGGCAAAUGCAUAUUGAUCCUGGCCGACUCAAUGUACAGGCCUUUGUUCCAAGGCCCCUGGUUUCGACGCUACAAAGGCUCCGCUUCCUUCAUCAUGAUACACACAGACGAUGCCGAGGAUCUCCUAGCACCCUGCAAGGCCACACAAGCCAGCCUGGAUCUGGCUAGAAACAACAGCUGCCAACUUUACAUCAUUUUGGUGGCCAAUGGCCAGCAAGUGGGUCGACUACUGAAAUUUGGCGACAGGUAUCGCCUGCUAAAUACAAGAGCCAAUUACCUGAUGCUCUUCGACAGUCGCCUGUUUUCUGAAGAACUGCUGUUUCUCUGGAAGCGGAUCAUAAACGUGGUGUUUAUCAGGCAGUUUAGCGGCAAGGCUCAGAAGAACGAUUGGUUCGAGCUGAGCACGGUACCCUUUCCCAUUGCCUUUAGGGACGUGCUGGCGCCCAGACGGCUGGACGUAUGGAACCGAUCGCAGUUCAGAAAGGGAUCUGUCCUGUUCAAGGACAAGACCUGGGACUUGAAGAACGAAACACUGCGGGUGGCGGUUUUCGCUCAUGUACCAGGCACCUUGAAGGCCAACACCUCAAGUUUGCGAACUAUUGAUAUUGGACCCGCUUUUGCUGGCUCGGAGAUCGAGAUUUUGAUAACCAUUGCGAAGCAAAUGAACUUCCGCUGCGAGCUGUACGAGCCUGAGGGUGCUGGCGUCGAGCUUUGGGGACGCAAGCACGUUCGCCCAACAUACACGGGGCUGCUGAGCGAAAUGAGCACCUCCAGGGCUGAUAUAGCCCUAGGCGACCUGUACUAUAUUCCGUUCGUGCUGGGAAUUAUGGACCUGAGCAUUCCCUACAACACCGAAUGCCUCACAUUUCUCACCCCAGAAGCGCUGACUGACAUCUCCUGGAAGACGCUGUUGCUGCCUUUCUCACCCAUUAUGUGGGCUUGCGUGCUGCUGUGUUUGUUGCUCACCAGUGCCACUUUCUACAUUCUGGCCCGGUUCCAUCGAGGCAUCGACGGCAAGAAGCAGCUGACCAGCAACCGCGCAAUCAAGUUGCAACUGCACAACGCUCCUGAGGACCUAAAGUACUCGCUGUUGAUGAGGCAAUACACACGUACUAAGCAGGCGGGUGAACCCGAGGGCCUGUUCCAGUUUGCUGAGACUGGUAACAGCCUUUUGUACACCUUCAGCAUGCUUCUAUUAGUGUCGCUACCCAAGCUGCCGACUGGUUGGUCGCUGCGUUUGCUGACCGGUUGGUACUGGCUGUACUGCUUGCUGGUGGUGGUGUCCUACCGUGCUAGCAUGACUGCCAUUUUAUCUAGGCCAGCCCCCAAAGUGACGAUCGAUUCAUUGCCGGAGCUGCUUGCCAGCCAUCUGACGCUUGGUGGUUGGGGAGAAAUAAACUCCGAAUUUUUCAAGUCGUCGUCCGACGACUUGAUUAACACCAUCAGAGAGCGGUUUGAGAUCGUCAACAGCUCGGAUGAAGCUCUAAACCGGGUGAUUGAGGGACACUUGGCUUUCUACGAGAACGCGUACUUUUUGAAGCACAUCGUAUGGCUGCAUCGGGGGAAAACCGCUAAGAACAGCAACUCACUAAGGCACCUGCAUAUAAUGAGAGACUGCAUCAUCAACAUGCCCGUAUCCAUAGGGCUGCAGAAGAACUCGCCGAUAAAGCCGCGCGUGGAUCAAUUGCUCAGGCGAAUGCUGGAAGCAGGUCUGGUGAAGAAAUGGCUGUACGACGUCAUGAAGGGCGCAGUCAUACCAGACAGCGACACCGACGGCACUAAAGCGCUCAUGAACCUGAAGAAAAUGUAUGGCGCUUUAGUAGCGCUUGCCAUCGGAUAUGGGGCUGGUCUGCUGGCGCUGUUGGGGGAGCUGCUGCACUUCAACUUUACUGUUAAGAAAAACUGGGGUUUAACAAGUCUUAUCCGAAUGGGGCGCUAGCGAACCCUCAAAACUUCACUACUGAAUUAAAAGAAUCUAAAUUUAACUGCUGGCCUAUAUGUUUAUACGUAGGUAUAUAGAUUUGUUGAUAUAAUUAUGUCCAUAUAAUAUAAAAACAUAUUUUAAAACAACAACGUCUAUUUAUUAAGAUCACAGAAUCACUGGAGUAGUACUCCUAUAGAUAUAAUCCUAAAAAUAUAGAUAUAACUUUAUCACAUGCCGCCCUAAAUAAUAAAUAAAUUUAAAUAAUAUUCGCUUGUAUAAUUUAAGCGUCCGGGCAUGAUUAUUAAUUA